UGCGGAAGUUGUUUUGAUUGCGGAAGUGUAGCUGUAGGCGCUGCCCACUGAAGCUAUCUGAUUUAGUUAUUCUGUCAUUUCAUCGUGUUUUGACUCAGCUAUAUGUAGUUUCUCUGGGAGCUUCAAUUCACAGCUCGAUCAGUGUUCCAGGUUGAACUGUCAUGAUGGGGGACCACACCGACACCAGUCUGCAGCCGGAGGAGCGAGUCCGCACUCUGACCAAGAAGGGAAGUUCGGUGGAGGUUAAUGAAGACGUGCCACCACGCCGCUACUUCCGCUCCGGCAUGGAGAUGAUCCGCAUGGCUAACGUCUACGCAGAGGAGGGCAACAUCGAGCACGCCUUCGUUCUUUACAAUAAAUAUAUCACUCUCUUUAUAGAAAAACUUCCCAAACAUCGGGAGUACAAGACCGCCAACAUACCUGAGAAGAAGGACACAUUAAAGAAACUGAAGGAUAUUGCGUUUCCUCAAGCAGAGAUUCUGAAAAAAGCUCUUUUGCGGAGAUUUGAACAAGAGUAUGCACAGCAUCUGGUCAAACAGAAAGCGGAACAGGAGGCGAUGGCGCAGGAGCAUUCCAAGCAGCAAGCGCUGGAUGCGGAGCGGGAGCGCGUGGCCGUGAUGCAGCGGCGGCAGCGGGAGCAGGAGCAGUUCAGUGCCUUCGAGGAGAUGAUCCGCCGCCAGGAGCUGGAGAAGGAACGCCAGCGCGUGCUCCUGGAGUUCGCAGCGCCCGCCACGCCUUCCCCCGACAUGCCCCUCCUUCCAGGCAUCAAGGGGCCACCGCAGGCCUCCCCCACCCCCCCGCAGAGCCCAGGGGACCUGUCUGGCGGCACCAACCACCAAUACGAUCGCCCUCCUUCAACCAUCGGCACACCUGCCACCGCCCCGCCUACCUUCGACCGGACGCUCAAGCCCGGCUCUCUGGUCAGCCCCGGGAACAACACUACGAUGUCGGAUGCCCUUCGGCAGUUGGCUGUUCCCGCUGAGCUGUGCCGGAGCUUUCUGAGGCUGGCCGAGGCCAACACGAGCCGAGCUGUAGAAACGUGUGGCAUCCUGUGUGGCAAACUGACCAGAAAUGCAUUCACCGUGACCCACGUCAUCGUACCAAAGCAGAGCGGCGGACCGGACUAUUGCGACACAGAAAAUGAGGAGGAACUCUUCCUCAUACAGGACCAGUACGAUCUCAUCACGCUGGGCUGGAUACAUACUCACCCCACACAGACGGCCUUCCUGUCCAGCGUCGACCUCCACACACACUGCUCCUACCAGAUGAUGUUGCCAGAAGCCAUCGCUAUCGUCUGCUCGCCUAAGUUUAACGAAAUCGGCUACUUCAGUUUGACAGUUCGAGGAACAGAUGAGAUCUCCUCAUGUAGACAGAAAGGCUUUCACCCUCACAGCAAAGACCCCCCUCUAUUUACACACGCGGGACAUGUCAACAUCACCGACGACACUGUGUCCAUGAUGGAUUUGCGGUGAUUUUCUUUUUUUUCCACCAGAACACUCAUAGACUGUUUUAUCAAACCGCAGACUGGAGAAAACACCUAUUUUCAGGACGGUACUGAGCAAAUACCGACCACCAGUUUACCAUUUUUAUGGACUUCUAUUGUUCUCAAAGGGAACAAUGUUGUGAAUCUAAUUUUUUUUGCUCUGUAAGAAAAGAAAUCCACAUAUUAUUGCACUUUCCAAGCAAACAACUUAUCCACUACAGACUGGCUCACUUCAACCCCUCUGUUUUUGUCAGUUUGUGCUCCUUACUGUUUGUUUUUGUCAUUAAUAAAAAUGUGUGUGUGUCAGUGUCUGGUAACCCAACCUUUGUUUCAUAUAUGCCAUCAAAGUUUGGUUCUGCCUGACAGAUAAAGUGCCAAGGACGAGAACAUUCACUCGCUGCCGUGCAACAUGGAGUUCAGUGUGAAAUCUAUAGUUUGUAAUCUCUGUUGUGUGUCCUUCACAAGCUGUUGAAGUGCUCUGAGUGAUGGGAGAAAUGGAAGCCAGUUGUAACUCAGGUAUGCAGGCAGUGUUGCUGCUCUGUAUUAUAUUUUUAUAUACAACCACCAUCACUCCACAACAUCUGUAAAGGGUUUUGCUUUAAUUCCUGCUCAUCAUGGAUCCACCUUUUUUUAUUUCCUUAUCCUUUAUGCUUUUUGGGUUGGUAGCACUCGUAUAAUGUGUCCGUGCUACAGCGGACAUGUGUGCAAUCUGAAUGUACCUUCUGCUACACAUCACUAACCACCGGGCCGACGUGGAUCAUCAAGCCUCUAACCAGUUUUGUUUGCUCCCUUCGCUUGUUAGAAGAAGUUAAUGAUUAGCCAUAAUUGUUAUGAGAAUACCUUCAAUGAAUUAAAUGCCAAGUCGAAAUAAACUCAUUGUAGAAUAA
Molecule: messenger RNA, 2370 nt
Organism: Sebastes umbrosus (honeycomb rockfish)
Lineage: Eukaryota; Metazoa; Chordata; Actinopteri; Perciformes; Sebastidae
Product: STAM-binding protein-like A
Exons: 10
Coding region: 162-1472 (436 amino acids)
Biological process (GO): protein K63-linked deubiquitination
Cellular component (GO): endosome; cleavage furrow
Molecular function (GO): protein binding; K63-linked deubiquitinase activity; metal-dependent deubiquitinase activity
Source: RefSeq, a predicted model, not a curated record